Nezara viridula (southern green stink bug) is the source of this 1965-nucleotide messenger RNA. The record is from the annotation of a GenBank genome assembly. Lineage: Eukaryota; Metazoa; Arthropoda; Insecta; Hemiptera; Pentatomidae.
CUCAGAGCUUGUAUAAGAUUUAGAAAACACUUAUAGAUUUCUAUUUCUUUAAUCUGUAAUUGUUCAUUGAAAUAUUAUAAACUGUAUAUACAUGCUUUUUGUAUAAAAUUUAAUUUUUCUAGCAUAUAUGUACGUGUAGUAUGUUUAAAAGAUUUUAGAAGCUAUUGUGAGAUAUUUUUGUACCAUUAAAAAAAGUAAUUUGGUCCAAAUAAAGAAAGAAUUAAAAAAAAAAAAAAAAAAAAAGGGUUCUGAAAGAUUGGGAAAAAUCAAUGAGAAAUUACUGCAAAAUUAGUACUCAUGUUAGUCACAUAUCAUUAAAAAUAAAAAAGGAACCAUAAGUAUAUAUUAAGUAGUAAAAAAUUAUUUAUUUUGUUUACAGAGCUUUUUUUGCCAUGUGUAUGAACAAAGACGACAAAAUAUUCAUGAACAAUUAAGGACCCAAAAAUAUCAAAGUAUUGUAUAUAAAAUGAAAACUUGAUGUUUCUAUUGUCAAAUAAAAUGAUUUACUGAAGAAAAAAAAAACAGAAAGAGAAUCUGUGAUGGUGAAAACUUAAUAUAAUAAAAUGCAUGAUGGGUUUUCACAGACUGUUUUGGCCCAAUGUAUUUAGUAGCAAUAAACUUCUCUUAUAAUAAUUAACCAGGUAUGAUAAUUGUUGGAGUCAUAGCAAAUAUGUAGUGCAUUCACAAUUAAUCUUCUUGUAACUAAUAGAUAUAUUUGGUUGGCAAACGAAAUUAUUAUUAAAAAAUAAUUUUAUUUCAAUAAUUUCAUGCCAAAAUUAUUUUAAAAGAAUAUUAGUCAACCUUAUCAUAAGGCGUAUGUGUCAAUUACUUAUAAUUGAUGUGAAUGUCAAAAUUUAACUCUUAAUUAGGCUUUUAUAACAAAGACAUGGUGUGUUAACUUGUAGUUAAUUAACAUAUAGAGUUUACGUAAAUUCAGAUAAGUGUCAAGUAUAAAUACCCUCAUCCUUCAAAGACUCCUCACUUUCUAGCGAAGACAUGAUGAAGUUAGCUACCACCUGGGUCAUUGCAGCUCUUCUGGUUUUUCAUGUUGCUGAAGCGCAGUAUGGAGAAUCUACAGUAAACUGGAACCGAACAAACCAUCAUGCCAUUGGUGGUUCUGGAGAAUUUGAAGGACAUAGAGGUGGGAGUGGUGGCUUUGGAGGUCAUUAUGGAUCAGGACAUGGUGAACAUGGAGGCAGUGGUGGUUCUUCAGGUGGUAGCUUUGGUGGUUCAGAAGGUGUACAUGGUCAAGGAAGUUGGACUGGAAGUUCAGAAGGAAGUCACACCGGGUCAGGACAUUUAGGUGGCAAUGGAGGUGGUAGUGGUGGAUUAGGUGGUGGCCUCAGUGGUUCAGGAAGUGGAGGCGGUCAUGGAAGUGGAAGUGGUGGCUUAGGAGGUGGUCACUCUGGAGAAGGUCAUAUUGGAGGCCAAGGAGGCGCUAGUGGUGGUUCAGGAGGUGGUCACUCUGGAGAAGGUCAUAUUGGAGACCAAGGAGGCGCUAGUGGCGGUUCAGGAGCUGGCAUCAUUGGUUCAGGAGGAGCAGGUGGUCAUGGAAGUGGCAGCAGUGGUCAUGGAAGUGGCAGCGGUAGUUAUGGUGGUCAUUACGGUGGAUCAGGAGGACUAGGCGGGCGUGGAAGUGGUAGUGGUCAUUAUGGUGGAUCAGGAGGAUUAGGAGGGCAUAGAAGUGGCAGUGGACAUCAUGGAGGAUCUGGAAGUGCAGGAAGACAUGGAGGAAGCAGCAGUGGUGGCCACAGUGGAUCAGGUGAUAAAAGCAGUGAUGAAAGUGAUAGUUCAAGUGGAAGUCACAGCAAAUCAAAAGAUAAGAGCGAUGAAAGCAGCCAUUCAGAUUGAAACCUGACUUAGCUGGUUGAUUGGAGUUGGACUUGGCUAUUUGUUUUUUGUGAAUUUCAAGUAUUUUUAAACAUCAUUUCUCUGAUUAAAAAAUAAAAUCAUUGUAUUUAUAUU